Molecule: messenger RNA, 573 nt
Organism: Hibiscus syriacus
Lineage: Eukaryota; Viridiplantae; Streptophyta; Magnoliopsida; Malvales; Malvaceae
Exons: 3
Coding region: 17-382 (121 amino acids)
Source: RefSeq, a predicted model, not a curated record
ACAAGGGGUCAUCAGCAUGGAUGAGAAUGGGAAGACUGCAUUGGAUAGCAGCAACAAUGUAGAGGAUAAGAAAGGGUUGUGUGGCCAAAGCUGUUUAUCACUUUGUCAAGCAAGAAAAAGAGGAGGAUUUAUGGCAAUGAAAGGAUGUAAACCCCCUCAAAGGCCUAAAAGAGAGCCAAAAUCAUCCAAAGGACUUUACUUAUGUUAUCUUGUGGAAAAGGAUUUCCUAGAAUUUUCGGGUUCGAUUUGUGCAGCUGGUGAGCCCUGGGCAUGGUUGACUGAUAUGUGCCAAGAAAGAUAUGAAGUUAGGGAAAAGAAGAGUUCUAAGAAGAGACCAAGGGGAUUGAAGGCCAUGGGGAGCAUGGAGAGUGAUUCAGAUUGAAGAUUAUUAUAAAGCAUUCAUCCAUGGCAGCUGCAGCAGGAGCAUUUUUUUCUCUGGUUUUUUGGGAGGAUUUUUGCAGCUAAUGUUGAUGGUGUUGUUAAGAGAGAUUUAAAUAGUCUUCUGCUAGCUACGAGGUUUGGUGUAUAGAAGCUUAAAUUUCUACUUUUAUGAAUGAAAAUAAUUCUUCUCAC